Molecule: messenger RNA, 533 nt
Organism: Rhizophagus irregularis DAOM 181602=DAOM 197198
Lineage: Eukaryota; Fungi; Glomeromycota; Glomeromycetes; Glomerales; Glomeraceae
Source: RefSeq, a predicted model, not a curated record
UGAUAACUGAAUAACGUGAAUUGUGAUAAUCAAUUGAAUCGCAAUUAUGAAUUCUCAGAAAAAACUCAACUCAGCACCUAAAUUUUCAUGGCCGCAAUUGCGUUCUACGGACGCAAGUCUUGAAGUAGGAAGUUUAGGUGGCUGUUCUUAUAUAAGAAGUACACCACAAAGUAUUUAUUGGAGUUAUAUGAAUGAGGCCCAAACUUACCACGAGGGUUUUGAUAUAGAACAAAUUACAAAUGUCACCCAAUUAUUUCCUCAUACACGUCGUCACUAUCCUAUUCCACAAUAUAGUUAUUCCGUCGCAAAAGCUUAUUAUGCACAAUCUGCUCAAUUUUUAUCAGACUCGUAUCCGGAAUUCGAUAUCUUUCCAGAAUAUAUCGUUGAUACUCUCUUCGAAGAAUCAUACAAUGAAAGUAAAAAUUUUGAUCCUUAUAUGAGCCAUGAACUAAUAACCAUCGGAAAUUAUGAAUUUAGUCCUGGAAUAAUUAAAAAAUUCAUUUCUUUUCCAAUUGGAAUUUCCGGAACUGAAU